CUCAGGUAGUGUAGGUAAUGAGCAGGAUGAUGGCUGGGAUCAAAUGUGUUGUGUUUUUGGUGGUCCUGAUUUUCCAGUGGACUCAUGCAAGAGGAGAUACUGAAGUGUCCUGCAUUUUCAUGGAAAGCUGCAUGUUACCGUGCAGCUAUAGUGGCAGUGAUGUAGUCAUCAACUGGACUCAGGUAUCAGCAGGAGACCUUAAUGUCCACUCAUUCUACAAUAACCAAGACCAGCUCAAACUCCAGAAUGAGCACUUCAGAGGCAGGACAUCACUGUUCAACGACCAGAUCCCCACAGGAAACGCCUCACUGCAGCUGACAAAGGUGGAGGUUGAGGAUGAAGGAAGAUACAAGUGCUACACCAGCACUGACGGAGGAAACCAAGAAUCAUUUAUUAACCUAAAGAUAAAGGGUUCAGGUAAUUCAGGAGCUAUUUUAGGAGGGGUGAUUGCAGCCAUUGUGAUUACAGGAGUAGUAGCAGCAGUAGGCUUCAUGCUUUAUAAACGCAGAAAAGGCCCCAAUCCCUCAGAGCAACAAGAACCACAAAGUACAGACAGUGAUUCUGCAUACUAACACUGAACUUGUACCGAUGGCAAAGGGAAGGUCUACCAUGAAUGGUGAAACACCUGACACCACCCUAGCAGACCCCAGCAGCUCUGCUUCAGCACUGAACUCUCUUAAUGUGUUGACUCUCUGUUUAGUAAAGCACAAACAUUCAUAAGUGAAAAACACGCUAAAGACAACCUUCAAAUGAGUUUCUUGGAGCCAUAGUAACUCAUACGUGCACUGAGGAGCAAGAACACUGAGACAUUAAUUUCCUUUUUUUUUUUCCAUUUUGUUUUCGUCAAUUCAAUUCAAUUUUAUUUAUAUAGCGCCAAAUCACAACAAAAGUUGCCUCAA
This is a messenger RNA of Oreochromis aureus, 899 nucleotides long. RefSeq names its product V-set domain-containing T-cell activation inhibitor 1-like. Lineage: Eukaryota; Metazoa; Chordata; Actinopteri; Cichliformes; Cichlidae. Gene Ontology annotation, cellular component: external side of plasma membrane. Gene Ontology annotation, biological process: T cell costimulation; immune response; positive regulation of T cell proliferation. Bases 18 to 572 code for a protein of 184 amino acids. The record is from RefSeq and is a predicted model, not a curated record. The transcript has 5 exons.